AUCGGGGCUCUGCACUCCUCACCAGCACUCCUGGGACCUCCACACUGGACCUGGGAACCUGCAGGGAUCCUUUCUCCACCUCCAUCCCCACAGCCAUGAGCCCUACUCUGGUGCCCUUUACCAUCAACCCCACCAUCACCAACUUGCAGUUCAUGCCAGGUAUGGACCGUCCAGGAUCCCUCAGGCUCAACAUAAUCAAGGCCAUCUUGCAGCACCUGCUUGGGCCUCUGAUGAAGAACACCGGUAUCAGCCCACUAGUCUCUGGCUGCAGGCUGACCUCGCUCAGGUUACACCCAUCGCUUCCUCACCUCCACACACCACAGUGAGUAACUUGGUUCCGAGGAUCACUGUGCUUUUGGACCUGUCUGCUCUUUCCCCUCACCCCUACCUCACAUCCCCUGAGAAGGAGGAGUCCACUAAACCAUAAAGCUGUGUCCACUUGUGAAAAACAUUUGUGAUGAAUGUGAUCUGGAAGACAGGAAGGAGAAAGGAUGUCAUAGGCAUUAUUUCCCAAGGAGAAGGAUAUCCAAUAUCAGGAUGAGCAGUAAAAAAUUUUUCUAAAAUCCAUGCCUCAUUUUCUCAAUUAAUUAUGUCAAUAAUGUUAUAAAAGAAUGGCUUUACA
Messenger RNA from Heterocephalus glaber (naked mole-rat), 622 nucleotides. The record is from RefSeq and is a predicted model, not a curated record. Lineage: Eukaryota; Metazoa; Chordata; Mammalia; Rodentia; Bathyergidae.